This is a messenger RNA of Pimephales promelas (fathead minnow), 1638 nucleotides long. It is a transcript of the gene bcl7ba, whose product is annotated as BAF chromatin remodeling complex subunit BCL7B a. NCBI's taxonomy places the organism in Eukaryota, Metazoa, Chordata, Actinopteri, Cypriniformes, Leuciscidae. The record is from RefSeq and is a predicted model, not a curated record.
UGAGCAGCCAGACUGCGAGACCGACACGAUUCCAGUUAGAGUACCGAUAAAAUUCAGAAAUGUCGGGUCGUUCGGUCCGCGCAGAGACCCGAAGCCGCGCUAAAGAUGACAUUAAGAAAGUGAUGGCCGCCAUCGAGAGAGUACGGAGAUGGGAGAAGAAAUGGGUCACAGUUGGUGAUACAUCAUUAAGAAUAUUUAAAUGGGUUCCUGUGGUGGACACAAAGGAGAAGGACAAAAGCAAAGUGUCUGUGGGUGGAGAAAUGCAACGGAAGAAUUUUCCAACGGAGGAGGCAUCUGAUAACGCCUGUUCGGUACUAUUAGAUUUUCAAGAUGACAACAGCAACCAGAGUUCUGUCGACUCAUACCAGCAUAAAAUAGCUGCAGACAGCAGCAAUAACUCCAGUCUACCGCCCAGUGAGCCGGUCAGUCCUGCACCUCAGAGUCUAGACUAUCAUACAGAUGACCCACAGCCGCCCACCCUCGGCCAGGAAAUCAUGGAAGAACCAUUGCUGCAGUCAAGUGAGAUUGCAGAUGAGCCGCCAACACUGAUCAAAGAAGAUCUUCUUCCUCUCACUGCUCAGGUUCAGGAGGAUGAAGACAGUUGUGGAGCCCCACCACUAAAAAGAAUUUGUACCGAGCAGGUCUCGGUCAUCCAGGCAGCCCCUCUGAGCUAACACACACACACAUACCCACACACUGUACACUGGGCAUUGAUAAUCAACCAGACUGAUCACUGACCUUUCUAGAACUGCUGCGAUAGACACAAUAUGGACCAGACAUCAGGAAAGCACUAUAUUUAUUAUCGCGUGGAAUAGCUUUUACAAAUCUUGGCCUUCCCUUUUUAACUCUUGUUCCCAGAACAUACAAAAUAUGUUUCAAUUCUGGUCAUGUCGCAAUUAUUGUUCAUUUCUGAAGAUAUUUUUGACAUAUAUGAAGCAUUAUUUCAAGGUUAAUAAGCCAAAAUCAAAAGAAGCCAGACUAUUAACUGGACAUUCCUGUUUACCGGGAGAGCGGAUGAAUGUACUCUCACUUUAAAGCCCUUCUUGUUGAUUGCUGUUACAGUUAUUACAAUGAUAAUAGCUUUAUAUUAUAGACAGUGGAAUGUGAUGCUUGAUAAAAAAGGAAAGCCAUAAAAUAAUUUCAUGUUGACUGAAGGCUUAGCCAUUAUUGAGGAAAAUGUAUUUCAAAACAAAGACAAGUAGUGAGUUUUAUAGCAAGGGUACUUGAAUAGAUCACACUUUCUGCACAAAUAAUUUCAUUAGACCACGCCAUUCUCCUUUAACAAAUACAUUGACUUAACAUGCAGAAGGUCUUCAAUCAAAUUCUGUGAGUUUACAUGCAGAUUGAAAUGAAUGUUUAAGCUAUGAUUCAAAAUAUGUGAAUAAUAUCUAGUUUGUAGAUUCUGGUCUCAGGGUCUCUUAGUGCCUCCGAUUGUUAAAGAAUCACCCUUCCAGCUCUCAUUUUUUUCAUUAAUUGAACAUUUACUAAUUUGUCUCAAUGUAACACAUACAUUGAAAUAAGUUAUUAUAAAAUAUGUUGGUAUUAUUCAUGAAAUUUUAUAGGAAUGGUAUUUGUAUAGUGGGCACAUUGAGGUUGAUGAAGCAGCCAUAUUGUUAUUUGAUUAAAAUAUUAGACAUU